AUGCGCUAUAAUAAUUACGAUAAUUCUGGAAGUUCUUACUUGACGAAGAUAGUUAAAAAAACAGAUGCUGAGAAAAAACCAUUAUGGAAUAGAAGAAUUGGAGACGGUAAGCUAAAUGAUAAAAGGAAGGCUUAUAAUGAACGAGGUAAAGUAUACAUAAGUUGUCCAUUUAUCGAAGUCCCCUUUUUUCAAAUAAGAACCAUCGAUGUAGAGGAUAAAUUCGAGCAAGCCGAACAAUUAAGAGACAUUACAAAAAAAAUUCUCAAAAAUAAAACUAGCCCUUUACAUGGCAUUGCUUUGUCAAAGAAAAACACAACCGAUUCCUGCGAUUCAAAAAGGAGCUCAUCAGGAGCUGAUGUAAACAACUGUAGAAAAUAUCGUGGCCCUGCAGGAGGAACUAGUCAGUCCACCAGCAUCACGAAAAGAUGCAGUAAAAAGACCACGAGCCGUCCUAAAAGAGAAAAGAGGCAAACAAUUCUUCCAAAUGGUGAGGUAAAGGCAUGUUCCAAGUGUAAAGACACCUGGACUAUUCAAUGGAGAAGCGGUCCGGAGCAAAACAGGGAACUUUGUAGUCCAUGUGGACUUGCUUAUGGAAAAAGAUUGAAAAAGGAGAACGAGAAAAAAAGACGAGCAGUAGAUGAGACGAGAGAACAAAACAAUUCUUAG
This is a messenger RNA of Saccharomyces mikatae IFO 1815, 666 nucleotides long. RefSeq names its product Srd1p (gene SRD1). NCBI's taxonomy places the organism in Eukaryota, Fungi, Ascomycota, Saccharomycetes, Saccharomycetales, Saccharomycetaceae. Gene Ontology annotation, molecular function: sequence-specific DNA binding; zinc ion binding. The transcript has a single exon. The record is from RefSeq and is a predicted model, not a curated record. Gene Ontology annotation, biological process: regulation of DNA-templated transcription. The coding region runs from base 1 to 666 and encodes 221 amino acids.